AUUUGUCGUGUGUAAGAAAUUGUUUCUCUCUCACGCUCUUGCUUUUUCUCUGUUAUGGGUUUCCUUUGUUGUUGGGUUGGCCAAUUGCCAACCUAGUUUGGCGUUUGAAGACUCAACUCUUUUGCCAUGACAAAACAGUUUUAUUCAAAACGUUGUCGUGUCAAGUCACAAACGGAGUUAAAUACGCGUUGAAAGAAAAAGCCUUUGCCAUGAGACAUCCUCUCAAAAUAUUGCCACUCACACUGUGGUCCCUACUGCUCCUGGUCCCCUGUGUUCGGUGCUACCCCAGUCUGGUGGCGCGAAAUGAUUUAAGAGCCCGUCUGCUGCAACAAGUGGAGCGUUCUUCAUAUUUGGAUGCCCCUGAAGUGUUGGAGGAAACCAUACAUGAGGUCCAGCAGAUAUUGAAUCAGGAUCCUACUUUGCCAAGGUUAACCAGAGGAGAAAUCGAGGAACUCUAUGAAAAAGUCACCCGAGAAGAAUACCAAAAAAGCCUGGCAGCUGGAGAUAAAGUUCGGGCCGACAGCAUGCGUGCCCUAAUGCUCGUGCUGCCCUACAACACGGACAACAAUACCGAGGAGAAUUUACAGGAACUUUUCACCCGUCCCCCGGUAACCAAGGUCAUUGAUUCCUACUCCUCCCACCAGCCCAUACAGUUCCUAACACCUUCAGCCCAAAAUGAAGGCCGACCGGAAUCCAGCCACCCCGUGGGCCUUGUGGAUCCCACAACCUAUAAACCCCAAUUUGUCAUCCGGCAAACCCAAGGUAUGUCCCUAAAUCCCACAACCUAUCAUCCCUCCAAUCCUCCCUCUGUUCUAUAUCGCAUGACUCCCGCAGCGGAUAGUGUGGUGCCUUUCAAGCCCUUGGUCACGGAUUUCCCCUCGAAUCAUGCCUAUGGCACGGCCGAGCAAUCGUCGAAGGCGGGUCAACGCUUCAGCAGCCAUUACAGUGCCAAAGAUAUGGAGUUCCUGAAAUUGGCAUUGGAGAAGCAGAAGAGGAAUACCCCGGCCACAACAACCAUAAAACCAGUGGCUGAUAUCCUGGAGUCCAUGGGCAUUGUGAGCCAAACCCAAUCGCGACACAAGGAUGUAUUCGAUGACUACUAUGCGGCGGAAAGUGCCCAGGUGCCGCAGGUGGUGAGUGUGGCAGAUUUAAAGGGGCUCCGCCAGCAAAGUUUGGCGCCCAAAAUCAAACCCGAUGCCUAUUCCAUGUUUAAGCCCCUGAAUAUUGGUGAGGAAAUUCGUGUCAAACCCGAGGUGGAGGGAUAUCUCACCAGGUUUGGCAUUGUGGGCGGCAGGCGGAGGAAGGCCAUUAAAAAGAAUGAGGCCUCAGCCACCACCCAAAAUGCCCUGGAGCAGCUGAGUGAGGGCAGUGAAGUGGCCACGGCCAAGGUACCCUCCGGCAAUCUUGGCAAGGGCAAGAAGGGUGCCUCCAGCAGUGAAACGGAAUUAUCCAAACUUUUGGAAAAUCUCAGGGAAUUGGAAAGGCUGAAUGUGAAUCCUAAGGCGGUGAUAACCACCCCUAAACCCAGGCCCACCACAGCCAGGACAACAACAACUUCGACCACUACAACCACCUCCACCACCACAACAACUACCCCUCAGCCUCUGAUCACCAAUGGCGAACCCAUGCUUAUUGAGCCCAAAAAGCCCAGGCGCCGUAUUGAUCCCAAUUUCGACAUCAACUUUGGUAGCCAGGGCAAUCAUCAGACGGAGGGUGGUCAGGCGGAUCAGCUAAGUCAGCUAUUGAAAAAUUUACAGGAAUUGGAAAAUCUACAGGUCAAGCCGCAGACGGCCUUAAGGGGUGGUGUUGUUACUCCCACCCCGAAAGGUAGCAGUGGUCAGGCCUCAAGACCAGUGGCCGCCAUCAACCCAGCUCCCGUCACCAGUUCCCCUAGCGUGGAGAGCCAAACCCUGGGCAAUCGUUUUGCCACGGGACUCACUCCACAACAACAUCUCUUGCAGCUGCAGCAGCAGGUGCGUCAGGGUCAAACCCAGCCAGAUCUCCAGCAAUUGCAAUUGGUUUUACAACAACUACAGGCAGCGGAACGGGCCAAUGCCAAGACCACCACAAAGCCUCCCACCACCACCACCACGACCACCAGGAAUCCAGCCUUGACUUCCCUGGCCAAAUUUAAUGCCUUGACACCGCAACAGCAGCUGGCCUUACUGCAACAACAGGUUCAGGCUUCCCAACGUCAAGGUGUCCAACCGGAUGUACAACAAUUGCAACAGGUGCUGCAACAAUUGCAGGCCUAUGAACAGAGGACUACCAAGAAACCCACUACCACUUCCACCUCCACGACGACCACCACCAAAAAACCGGUGGGAAAUUUGGAUGCCCAGUUGGGCGCCACCGAUAUUUGGCAGCUACGCAAACUGCUGACCGAUGACAGUGAACUAGAAAAGCUUUUCAAUCAGGCCAAGGCCAGGCAGCAGCAACAACAACAAAAACCUGCCACAACUAGUACCACCUCCACCAGCACCACCACAAGUACCACCAGGAGACCCCCUUCGGGCCCCUCGCUCAAUGAAUUGAUGGAAUUGCAGAAAUAUUUCAAGGAAUUGGAUAGGGCCAAUAGUCGAACCACCACCAGCACCACAACAACGACACCUGUGCCCACCACAACCUCAACUACAACAACCACCACUCCAGCUCCGACAACAACCACAACUUCCACCUCCACCAGCACCUCAACGACAACAACAACCACUCCACGGCCCGUGGUGCGCACCUACGACGAAGAACGGCCCAAAAAACAAUCAGCGGAUCAGCUACAAUUGCAGGAACUUAUCAACAGGGUGCAGCAGCUGGAACGCCUGAAUAGUCAACCUGCCAACCAUCUACCCAGCCCUCUGGCCACAGAUACCCCACUAUCCCCCCUACUGGGCUUCACCACACGCAACGUCAAGGCUCCGCAGGUGGAAGAUUAUCGCCUGCCCGUCAAUGAUUUUGCCAAUUUGCGAACGCUCUACAAUCAAGUGGAGCAGGCCCAGCAGAGGGCGCAAUAUGGCGAAGUGGAAAUCUCCACCAAAGCCACAGCGGCCAAGGCCUAUGAGGAGCUGUAUGACAGCACAACCAAGCGGUCGCAGAAUUUCGCUCAGCGUAUCAUUGACAUCACCAAUGAUACCGGGUCCGGAAGCAGCCUCUCCCAGGUGGAUGCCAAUGAAUUUGUGCAAUUGCAGAAACUGCUCAGCAAGGUACAGGAAUUGGAGAGGGUGCGCAUUAAUUUACCCACACCCAAUCCUCGAGGAAAAAUAGAAAGGGAAGUGACUCCAGCUCCCUCUUCGCUACUCAGUGCGGCCUCGCAGAGGACCCAGAAUGUACAGAAGUUAAAUGGCGCCCAACUUGUGUAUGCCAAUCACAAGAUGACCUAUGAGGAUGAGGAGCAAAGAGCCCCUGCCAAGGACACCACCUAUAAGAAGUUCGAGGAAAUGCUGCUGAAGGAAGAUGAUUUGCGUCUGGACUUGCCAACCUACAAACAAACCCUAGAGCGACCCUACAUUGCCAAACCAAAGGAGGAGGAGGAAGAGAAGAGGAGACCCCCUCAAGAUUCCCAAACCUCAAGUGAGGAACUCAAGGAAAUUGUCUAUGCCCAACCCUAUGUAGAAGGCAAUGCCUACAAGAACCUGCAGCCACCAAUGAUACACAAAACCGUUACCAAGGAGCCACCACGUUUUGUGGCCACCAAGGGUCCGCUGGAGGUCAAUAAGGUUGUGGCCAAAGAGAAAAUGGAUUUGGAGGAAUUGCAGAAGCUACUCAACAAUGCCCAGGAACUAAAGAAGCUGGGCAUAAGUCUGCCCAAGGAAUUGACAGAGAAAUUGGAAACGAAGUUUGAAACUCCUGCCGCAAAUUUGGAGUUGAAUAAGCCAUUGGAUUUGGCCAGCAUUAGGCCGGUGUUCCGGGCCACCACAGAGUCGCCGGAGGAGGAGGAAAAGAUAUCCGAAAAGACAGCUGUAUUCUCGCUGACCACCAUGAAGUCGUUGGUGCCCCGGCCUCCCAAGACCACCACGGAGAGUAGCGUGGAAAAACCCGUCUUUAGUGCCACCAAAAUCAUUGAGGCUGCCAUCAAGAGGGCAGCCAAUCAAAUUGGUGUGUCCACAGAGUUUCCGGCCGGCGAAGGAUUCCGCAGGCGCAGUGAUGAUAAUGUGGAGGAUUUGCAGUUUGCUGACAGUGAUGAUGAUAUGGUGGCCGAUUUCAGUGAAUUCAAUUAUCAAAUGGCCCUGCCGGAGGGAGAACUGCGUAGUGAGGAACAAUCAGUCGUCAAAGCCGAAGAAUCUGCCGCUCCUGAACCUGAUCUUACCAAAGAUCUAAGUGAACUACAAAGGCUCAUUAAAAAUCUCGAGGAGUUACAGAAACUAAAUAUUAGCAGCAAUGAUAAGCUGCUGAGGCAAGCCGAUGCCCAGUAUUUGGAGUCCCUGAAAAGGACCCAGAGACCUGAAGAUGAUACCAUUAAAACUCGCCGGCAAAGUGAGGAGUCCACCGAAGCCACCAGUCCUGUGACUCAAGACAGCAGUAGCAUGGCAAAUCCCACAAGGGUACAAUUGAAUCUCAACUUGGAUGAGGUUACCCCGAGUCCCAGCAGCGAAACCUCAACUGCCAGUAGCACUACGACAACCACAACCACAGAGGAGUCACGUAAUGGCUCCUUGGCGGACCUGGAAGACUCUUUUGGCCCAGAUCCUGUCACCGAAUCACCACCACCACCCAUGAAGAAAAAUGGUUUCUAUUUCCUGGCCGAUUGGAAUAGCUUCCUGGAAGUUGGCGACGGUGAUGAUCAAGUGGUCGUGCGUUUAAGUCCCAAAAUAGGUGAUCCUCGGCUAUUUUUACCAGUUAAAAUUCCUUAGAUAAGUUAGUAAAAAACAGGGUAGCUAUGGUUAGGUUUAUAUUUUUUGUAGACUAAAGCAAGAAAUAACUUUGUAAAUAUAUUCAUCUAAUAUAAGCUGUACUAAGAGUAGAAAAAGCUUUGCUUCAACCGCGAAGUCCCUCUUUGGAGCAGGGGGGUCUAUCAUGGCAAAUCUAGUGGAAUUUUUCCUUUUCAUAUUUUUUUGUUGUUGCAAUUAUUAGUUUUAUAGUAAUAUUUAUUAAUUAUAUGGAGAAAAAUAAACCAGAUUUUUCUUCGCAACAAGUUUACUUUUUAAGAGAGCCGAGAGCAAGAGAACCUUUAAGAGAAGAGAACACAAAAAUAAGUCACAUAUUUCUAUAAAAACGAGUUAUAUAUAGAAUGAGUAGUGGUAAGGCUGAUUUUUAUGGUAAAUAUAUAAAAAUAAGA
Molecule: messenger RNA, 5269 nt
Organism: Musca domestica (house fly)
Lineage: Eukaryota; Metazoa; Arthropoda; Insecta; Diptera; Muscidae
Product: mucin-4
Exons: 4
Coding region: 210-4844 (1544 amino acids)
Cellular component (GO): extracellular matrix
Source: RefSeq, a predicted model, not a curated record